Fibroporia radiculosa is the source of this 789-nucleotide messenger RNA. RefSeq lists its product as uncharacterized. The coding region runs from base 1 to 789 and encodes 262 amino acids. The record is from RefSeq and is a predicted model, not a curated record. Gene Ontology annotation, biological process: Mo-molybdopterin cofactor biosynthetic process. The transcript has a single exon. NCBI's taxonomy places the organism in Eukaryota, Fungi, Basidiomycota, Agaricomycetes, Polyporales, Fibroporiaceae.
AUGACUCGGCCUCGGGCACCACUGAUACAUUCUCGACUCAAAUCAUCAUGGCAUAAUCUUAUCCCGGGACGCCGCGGCGAGUCCGCGGUGCGCUGUUUCAGCACUAGUGGCAUCUCUGCACUCGGUUCCGGGGAGAUGGGCCCGAAGCUCACGCAUCUCGAUGCAACGGGGCGUGCGUCGAUGGUGGACGUCGCCGGGAAAGAGCCGACGCGGCGGACGGCGGUGGCGAUGGGGCGCAUCUAUAUUCCGGAGGUGGCGUACGAGCUGGUGACGGCGACGUACCCCGCAGGGCACGGGGCGCCGGGGGCUGCGCUGGAGGCGGCGAAGGCGAAGGCGCGGUCGAAGGGGGACGUGCUGACCGUCGCGCAGCUGGCGGGGAUCAUGGGCAGCAAACGCACGGCCGAUCUAAUACCGCUGUGCCACCCGCUGCAGCUGUCCCACAUCGCGGUGACGCUGCAGCCCGAAGAAGGGCAGGACCGAUCAGCUUCCGGAUCCUCAGGGGGGCGCGAAGCGUCGUGCCGGCGCGAGGUUAUCGGCGAUCCCGAUGUCGGAGCGAGCUGCCAGGCGGGCGGGGUCGCGCGGCGCACAUACAGCAUCCUGUGCCGCGCCGAGGUGGCGUGCGAGGGCAGGACGGGGGUCGAGAUGGAGGCCCUGACCGCAGUCUCGGUCGGUCUGCUGACGGUGUGGGACAUGCUCAAGGCGGUGGCGGGCAGGGAGAUGGUGAUUGGCGACGUCGCCGUCGUGCGGAAAGCGGGGGGCUCCAGCGGGGACUUUGUGCGAGAGCUAUAG